Phialemonium atrogriseum is the source of this 2519-nucleotide messenger RNA. RefSeq lists its product as uncharacterized. Gene Ontology annotation, molecular function: heat shock protein binding; ATP binding. Bases 310 to 2247 code for a protein of 645 amino acids. The record is from RefSeq and is a predicted model, not a curated record. Lineage: Eukaryota; Fungi; Ascomycota; Sordariomycetes; Cephalothecales; Cephalothecaceae. Gene Ontology annotation, biological process: protein refolding; response to heat. Gene Ontology annotation, cellular component: cytoplasm. The transcript has 4 exons.
GGUUAAGCUACUAUUUUGCAUAACUACAUGCGCACUAAAUAGGUGCUAGGUAGGUAUCCGUACGUGCACCUAGUAAAUUGAAAGGGGAAACCCAGUGUCGUCACAGCCAGACCCCUGCCCCACUGGACAGAAUUCGGUGCGGUGAGCAAAAGCCAGGCCCUUUUUCUCUGCACCCCCCCUCUCUCUCUCGACGAUGCACAUUGGCGAUCACAACUUCCAGGGCUAUUUCUGCAAUGUGAGCGCCACGGCCACCGAAUUCCCUUUCCAUCUUGCCCCGUGAGCCACUCCUUCGCUCGCUGUUCCCGAUCGAUGGCGCCGUCAAAGGCUUCGAGGGGCGGACAGGAGGACCCAAAGUCGGAAACAGCAGCUGCGGCCAAGGACAAGGUCGGACACUCGAAUACCCAUCAAUCCAAUGGCAAACUACGACGUGUCGCGAGCUCUACUGGCUCGAAUCUGCGAGAAGUAUCGAAUGCGGCAGCACCUGCAGCCCACACGGCGGGCGGAGUUGGCCAAGAGCAGAGCAACCUCAAGCUCCAAUGGCCCUUAUUCCAGAGAGAAAUGCUUCAUUCCUACCGUCGAACCUACCGCCUCAAUACCCCAACCGCCUUCUCUAGCGAACACCGCCAAUGGGUUCUGUCCCGCCCUGGCAGUGUCGGUCUGCAUUCGCCGACAAUGGCGAGGCGUAAGGAAUUUCAAAGACAGAGCAAAGACCAGCUCGCCAACACGGUGCGGAAGCACUUCAACGGACUCGGCGUCCAGGAAAACGACAUCAUCGUCGACUUCCUCCACAAGGCAUUCCAUGCGACAUCAAGGGCGCUCGCCCAGAAGGACCCUUACAAAGUGCUCGGCGUAGAUAAGAGCGCAUCGGCCGCCGAGAUCAAGAAAGCAUACUAUGGCCUGGCCAAGAAAUUCCACCCCGACACAAACAAGGACGCGACAUCCAAGGACAAAUUCUCCGAAGUCCAGAGCGCGUACGAGGUGCUCUCCGACCCCAAGAAGAAGGAGCAAUACGACCAGUUCGGUGCCGCUGGGUUUGACCCGAAUGCCGGCCCCUCUCCCGGCGGCGAUCCGUUUGGAGGCGGGCACCCUUUCGCCGGGUUUGGUGGUGGUCAAGGAGGUUUCGGUGGGCAGGGUGGAUUUGGAUCGAACUUCAACUUUGAGGACAUAUUCUCGGCGUUUACGGGCCAGCAGGCCCCGUUUGGCCGCCGGGGCGGAGCGCGGAAUCCGUUCCAGCAGGAAAUCUUGGUCGGCGACAACAUCGAGGUCCAGACCAGCAUAUCGUUCAUGGAGGCGGCGAAGGGGACCAGCAAGACCAUCACCAUCACGCCUCUUGUGACAUGCAAAACCUGUACCGGAAGCGGGCUCAAGGAAGGCACGAAACGGUCCAGCUGCAAGGCUUGCGGCGGGACCGGGACUCGGGUCCACUUCAUGCAGGGCGGUUUCCAGAUGGCGUCGACGUGCGGAACCUGUGGCGGUACCGGCCUCACGAUACCGAGGGGCUCCGAGUGCAGGAGUUGCCAGGGCGACGGCGUCGUCAGGGAGAGGAAGACGCUCACCAUCGACAUCCCUGGCGGGAUCGAGGAUGGCAUGAGGCUGAGGGUCGACGGGGAGGGCGACACUCCCGCCACAGGCAAGUCACCAGAGGCGAACGUGAGAGCCGCAAAGGGAGACCUUUACGUUUUCGUCAAGGUCGCUUCGGACCCCAAGUUCAGCCGCGCAGGCUCAGAUAUCCUCUACACAGCCUCGAUACCUCUGACGACGGCAAUGCUCGGCGGAGAGGUCACGAUUCCGACCUUGGACGGCCAGGUCAACGUGAGGGUCGCAACCGGCACCAGCACAGGGGAUAAAAUGACGCUGUCCGGCAAGGGAAUGAAGAAGCUCGGCGGCCGGAGAGGAGGGUCCGGGGACCUGAAAGUGGAGUUCCGGGUUGCGAUGCCCAAGUUUCUCUCCGCCAACCAGAGGACCAUCGCCGAGAUGCUCGCCGACGAAAUGGGCGAUAAAACGGCCAAGCGCGUCAUGAAUGUCAACAGACCUCGGUCUGAAGCCGCAACCUCUGAGGGGGAUGCGCACAAGAACGAAGGCUUCCUCAAGUCCAUGUGGCACAACCUGACGAACCAUCCGGCUCACCAAAAGGGGUCGGAUGAAGGACCCAAGGGCUCCGAGUCCAAACCAGACGACAAACCCGACACAGACAAGAAGGGCCCGGAAGAGUCCAAGAAGUCUGACGGGGGUUCCGACUCCAAGUAAAACGACGAUAGAUUGUAUGUACCAUAUGUGUCUCUCUUUGCAUUAUGGGUCGCUUCGGCACGCGAUAGGAGAUAGACCAGUUAGACGGCUGCAUGGGUGGGUGGUGUUUAAGGGGAUGUUGUUGUUUUCGCUGUUUCUAACCGGCGUCGGCGUCGGUUUGUGAUUGUGCAGUUACCUAGAGCAGAGACACUGCCGUCCUUAAUCUGUUGUACACUACCUAGGCAUUCUCCAAAAAUGUAGAUAGACAACAAAACCACUCUCAUGGAUAUAGU